ACAAAUUCUCAAUAAAUCCUUACUCUUUGUUAUUGAUAAUUUAUUUGAUCUAUCUAUAUCUAUUGAUACCUACGUACCUAAUUGAGGCUACCACCGUACCUAUCCUUUUUGUUAGGGCAAGAUUCAUUUUGUUCGAAAAAAGUCGCUUAAUUUUUGGUUCCCCGCCAAUUAUUCCUACUGGCAACCUUUUUUCUAAACUCGAGGCUAAAGCAAAUACCACCCACUCGCAACCAUCAACAUGUCUAGAUUCUUUCGUGGCGACAGUUCCAGCGAGAGCAGCUCCGAUGAGGAGGAGGAUCUCUACUCUGACGACGAAGAAGUUCAAGAGCAACCCGAAGAAGAAUCUGAAGAAGAUGAUUCGGAGGAGGACGAUGAUGAUGACGACUCUGAUUCCAGCAGCGAUGAUGGAGCUGGCAAAAAGACCGGCGCGAACGCUUUCUUGAAAGAUGACUCCGAUUCCGAUAGCGAGAGCAGUGGAGAUGAGGGAAUAAAGGUCGUAAAGUCUGCGAAGAACAAGCGAUUCGAAGAACUCGAGGCUACCGCGAAGGCCAUCGAAAAUGGCGAGAAGAUUAAUGAUUGGGGAUCGAUCUCGGCAGGUCCGUAGAUUCUACUAAAAGAUAUUUCCUCACGACAUAGCUAACUAUUGUGUUACAGAGUUCGAUAAGCUCAACCGACAGGUCGCCAAGCUUUUACAAUCCGGCACAACUCCAAAGGUUUACAUCAAAGCACUCGCCGAGUUGGAAGAUUUCAUGAAUGAGACCUUGGCGAAGCAGAAGGUGACGCCAAAGAAGAUGAAUGCAACCAAUUCUAGAGGUUUGAAUGCUGUUAAGCAAAAGCUCAAGAAGACCAGCAAGGAGCAUCAGAAGGACAUCGACUCUUUCAGAGCGGACAAAGAUGCGUACAUGGAAUCAGAGGAUGAGGAAGUUGUGGCACCAAAACCAAAGAAAGCCAAGUCCUCAGCUGCAGCGCAAAAUCUUGCCAUCGACGAUGACGAUGAUGAAGGAUGGGGUACUGUUGGUAAGGGCGGACGAACUCUCCAAUUCACGCCAGAGAGUAUUCUUAAGCAUUUGAGGACCAUUCUAGAGUCCAGAGGUAAGAAGAAUACCGACCGCAACGAGCAAAUUAAGAUCAUGGAAAAGUUGUAUGAAGUAGCAGCUACUCCUUACCAACGCAUCAGAGUCCUCUUGACCCUUAUUUCCACAAGAUUCGACAUGACUACUGGUACUCAAACUUUUAUGUCCCAAGAGCAAUGGAAGGCAGCGGAGAAGGAAUUCGCAGCAUUACUAAGCGUCGUCGAAACAAACCGGGAAUUUGUUGUUGUGGAGACCGCAGAACCAUGGGAGGAUGAUGAAAAGCUUCCUACGGUUGCUGAUGGCGAAAAAUUCAAGAUUCCAGGAAGCAUAGUCUCUUUUGUCGAAAGACUCGAUGACGAGCUUACAAGAUCACUUCAACAUAUCGAUCCCCAUACUGCCGAAUACAUUGAACGCCUUUCUGAUGAGAGUGAUCUUUACAACAAUAUUGUCAGAACUAUGUUGUACCAGGAAGAAAUCAGCAAGGACGAUAGCUUGACUGAACCCCAACGCAGCUUGAACAGAGUUGUUAUGAGAAGAUUGGAGCACGUGUACUUCAAGGUUUGUAAUCUAACGUUUAUAUCAGAAUCUCUACUUAUUUUUUAUAGCCAUCCGCGGUCAUUAAGAUACUCGAUGAAAAUUGCUGGAAAGCGAUUCCCGCAGAGCUCGAUUCCACCAUCACACCACGAGGUUCCGUUCAAGAUGCCAAGACCUUGGUCAACAUUCUCUGCAACUACCUCUACAUCAACACUGAGGGCGAGGGACUCACCAAAGCUCGGGCUAUGCUUUGCCAAAUCUAUUUCGAAGCUCUACAUGACAACUACUACAAAGCUCGUGAUAUGAUGCUUAUGUCUCACUUGCAAGAAACUAUCAAUUCGUUCGACGUUCACAGCCAAAUCUUGUUCAACCGUACCCUCGUUCAAGUCGGUCUCUGUGCUUUCAGAGCUGGCUUGGUGUAUGAAGCUCAAACAACCCUCCAAGAAAUCUGUGGCAGUGGCCGUCAAAAGGAAUUGCUUGCACAAGGUGUCAUGAUCCAGAGGUAUAACCAAGUCACCCCAGAUCAAGAACGUCUCGAAAAACAACGUCAACUUCCAUUCCAUAUGCACAUUAACCUCGAACUUCUUGAAUGUGUAUACCUAACCUGCAGUAUGCUUCUCGAAAUUCCUCUAUUUGCACAAACUGGUUCAUCCCCCGAUAUCAAGAAGAGAAUUAUCAGCAAGACAUACAGACGUAUGCUCGAAUAUCAUGAGCGUCAAAUCUUCACUGGACCUCCUGAGAACACUAGAGAUCAUGUCAUGCAAGCAUCAAAGGCGUUAGCUCAAGGUGAAUGGAAAAAGGCAACCGAUUAUAUCCAUUCGAUCAAGAUUUGGGAGCUCAUGUCCAAGCCUGAGGAGAUCAAGACAAUGCUCUCAGCACAGAUUCAAGAAGAAGGUCUCCGAACAUAUCUUUUCACUUACGCUCCUUAUUACGAUACUCUAUCCGUCAACAGACUCUCAUCAAUGUUUGAACUCCCAGACCGAAAGGUUGCUGCCAUUGUUAGCAAGAUGAUUAGUCACGAGGAACUUGCAGCCGCAUUAGAUCAAGUCAACUCUUCAAUUAUCUUCAGAAAGGGUGUUGAGUUGAGCAGACUCCAAAGCUUAGCAUUGAGCCUUAGCGACAAAGCUAGUGGCUUGAUUGAAAGCAAUGAGCGCACACUCGAGACAAGAACACAAGGCACAGCUAAUGCUUUUGAAAGACAAGGUGGCAGAGGUGGACGUGGUGGUAACAGAGGAGGUCGUGGUGGUAACCGUGGUGGACGUGGUGGUAUCUCCAAUGCUCCAAGGCAAGCUGGUGGAACACAAUUCACUGGUGGUGCUUUGGGAGCUGCUGUUGGUAGCAGAGCUUGAAUAUGGAUGGAUGGAUGGAUGUGUUAAUGCAUUGGGAAUGGGUUGCUUACAGCGCUGUAAUUGACCCCAAGGCGUUUUAAUGUAGAGCUUAGGAAAAGCUAGGUUCAUGCUCCACGAAGACAAAAGAAAUGAAGAUAUUUGAUCAUAUUUGAGACUACUUGAAAACUUUUUAUUCU
This is a messenger RNA of Sclerotinia trifoliorum, 3132 nucleotides long. The record is from the annotation of a GenBank genome assembly. Lineage: Eukaryota; Fungi; Ascomycota; Leotiomycetes; Helotiales; Sclerotiniaceae.